CAGUUGCAGCCACCAUAAACAGCGACGAUCUGUUACCAGAAAGUAAUAUGGAAUAUACUAAGCGAUUGAUAACUGAUAUCGAGAAAAGUAUAAUAGCAGACGAAAAACUUGGCUCGAAUGAGAUGCCUUCGAAUAAUGAUACUACACGAAUUGGACAAAGGAGGUACAAAAGAAGGUCGCAAAUGUUAAUUUCUGAACACUUCAGUGAGACUACUGUUACUCCGGGAGUUGACGUGAAUUUACACUGUACAGUCAAUGGCCCACAUCCAGCAAGAUUUGUGUGGGAAAGGGACAACAUAGUCAUCUCUUCGAACACAGAUUCCAGGUAUAUAAUAGGACAAACUAUGACACUAGAUGGUGGUGUAACGACGCAGUUAAAUAUAUCACAUAUAAGAGUUGAUGAUGGUGGCCUUUACGCAUGUGUUGCACAUCAAGGUGAAACCAUUAUUGCCCACCAAGAUAGGGUUAAUGUAUACGGACCGCCUUAUAUUCGAACAUUACCACCGUUUAAGGUGCAAAGUGGUCAGAGUGUCACGCUACGUUGCCCAUAUUAUGGUUACCCCAUUAGAGAAAUUAUAUGGGAGCACCAAGGUAAAGAGAUAGCAAAAGAUGCUACGCAUCAGGCGCAUCGCUAUAAAAGAUUUAUCAAUGAUACUGCCCUUAGUGUAGAAAUAUUUGGACGCAAGCCAAAAUUAAGACAAAAACGUGAUGCUACAGUAUCCAGAGAUGGUGUAUUAAAUAUAGCAAAAGUUACAAAAAGUGACAAUGGGGCAGCCUAUGCUUGCAUAGUGAAAAGUCCAUCUGGUGAAAUGGCAAAAAGAUCAUUCGAAUUGCAAGUAGUUGAAGCUCCACAGUUAGAAGAAAUUUUGUUAGCAUCAGAUUUGAGAGAAGGACAAAUCGUACAAAUUCAUUGCAAUCUGAAAAGUGGCGAUUCUCCGGUGUAUUAUUCUUGGUUAAAAGAUGGUAAAAAGAUACCUACACAUUUAAAGAUUGUGGAGCGCAGCUUAGAAGUUUUCAGUGUACUCAUUAUUAAAAACGUGUCACUUGAACACUGUGGAACUUAUACUUGUGUAGCUGCAAAUCACGUGGCGAAAGUAAACAGGACUGUUAAUUUGUAUAUAAAAGUCGCUCCGAAAUGGAGUGAAGAACCACACAAUACGUCCCUACUUCUGGGUAGAAACGGACAUGUAUCCUGUAGUGCUAACGGAUAUCCUCAACCACAGACGCAUUGGUUGAAAAAAGAUGUGAUAUCCGAUACAUGGCGUCCCGUUUUGGAAGUAGCUGGCGGGGGAGUUCUUAGUUUAUCCAACGGUUCACUAAUAUUUGACGCUGUUGCUUUAUCCGAUGCUGGUUUGUACACAUGUCACGUUGAAAACGGCGUCGGUGAUCCUUUAAGCAAGACUAUUUGGAUAUCAGUUAAUAAACCUGUUACAUUUGAUAUGGUAUCUAGAAAUUUAACGGCAAAACUAGGGCAACAUAUUACAAUUGAAUGUCAGGCAAAAGGAGACGAUCCUAUUAGAAUUAUGUGGACAAGAAAUGCAAAGCCAAUCAACCCUCUAAUCCAAAG
Parnassius apollo (apollo) is the source of this 1567-nucleotide messenger RNA. Lineage: Eukaryota; Metazoa; Arthropoda; Insecta; Lepidoptera; Papilionidae. The record is from the annotation of a GenBank genome assembly.